This is a messenger RNA of Cetraspora pellucida, 963 nucleotides long. NCBI's taxonomy places the organism in Eukaryota, Fungi, Glomeromycota, Glomeromycetes, Diversisporales, Gigasporaceae. The record is from the annotation of a GenBank genome assembly.
AUGUCUCUUACUAAUCUUCAAAAUCUCACCUUGAAUAUUUUAAAAGAAACAAAACAUAACAUAGUACAAGAUAUCGUUGUUACAGAAUUGCCAUCAUGUAAACUAUGUGAAAACAAAAUAUUAUUUGUUAAUUUCGAAUUAUUUACAAUACUUUCAUGUGGACAUACAUAUUAUAGAAAAUGUAUAGAAAAAAAUUUUUUACUUACAACAGAAAACAAAUGCCCUUUAUCUGAUUGUAAUAAAAUCAUUGAUCCAGUAGUAUCUGAACGAAGGUUUUCCAAAUCAUCAUCUCAGUCUAGUGGAACUUCUGCUCUGACUAAAAUGUUAGGCGAUGACUUUGGAUUAGGUUCUCCAAUGGCUGUAUCACCAUUAUUAGGUCAGAAAGACCCCCCACUCUGUGAGACAGAAGGUAGUCACAAUAAUAAUCCAAUAUUAAUUGAGAGUAAAACACAGAAAAAGCAUGUUAGUGAUGCUAGUAAUAAGUCAUCAAGUAAGAAAGCAAGAAAGCAGGUUAAAAAAGAAGAUUCACCUACAUUAAAAAAACUUAUAAGCGAAUUGACUACUGAUGCUUCUGAAAUCUCAAAACUCAAUGAUAAUAUUACCCAUGUAGAAUCCAAAAAUGAAAGCACAAAUCAGGAACUCAUUCAGUGUUAUUACUCCUUUGGGGAUAGUUUAUCAAUGCGCAUAAAUUAUUAUAAAAAUUUGAAACAUGGAGACUUAACAUCCCAAGCAUUAGUUAAUGAAGAGGUUCGGGAACAAAUUGGUGAAAAAAUUUCUAAUGAUACUCUUCGUAAAAGAACCGAAAAGGCGUGGAAAAUAUAUGCUCUUUUUAAUAGUAUUUUUAAAGAUAGGGGAAAAGAAAUGAUAGUUUGUAUUAAAACAUUUUCAGCAUCAUCUAUAUCAAAAUUAAGUUGGGAAGAGAUUGAAUACGUAAUAGCCAGGGUAAUUCGUUCUAAUCAAUAA